AUGGAUUCCCAGCUUAGCAAUCCGUCCGAACUCAUCCGAGCUCACACUUCAUUUUCCCCGAAAACCACCAUUAUGAGCCUUAUCCAACCCCAGCUUGACGCCUCCCGCGAGAAACUCUUCACAACAUAUCCCGAUGAAUUCAAGAUCCCAAUUGGAGCCGUUCUAUCAGAUCUCUCCAAAUUCGAUCGUUCCACUGCUAUCAAGGUCGGCGACAAGCUUCCCAAAUUCAACCUCCCAGAUGCCGUAGAGAAGGAGCAAUCCAGCGCCGAGCUCCUCUCACGCGGUCCUCUCGUGAUAGCCUUUUACCGCGGGGAAUGGUGUCCGGCCUGCAAUAUCGCUAUAAGUGGCCUGCAGAGGCAUCUUGCCGAAUUUACUGCCAAAGGCGUCACUCUCGUCGGCAUCACGCCCCAGAAGCCAAGCGGUCUCCUCACGAUGACCGAGAAGCACAAUCUCGGAUUUCCGGUCCUCUCGGAUCUCCAUAAUGAAUAUGCGCGCAAGCUGGGCAUCGUUUGGAAGCACCCGGAUGCUAUAGGUCCUCUGGUCGAGCAGAUCAACGGCAUGAAGUUUGCGGAGGUUAACGGCGACGAUUCGAACGAGGUCCCGUUUCCGGCUACGCUGCUGGUCGAUCAGAGCGGGACGGUUCGCAAUAUAUUCCUUGAACCGGACUGGACUAGGCGUGUUGAGCCUACGACUGUGUUAGAGUGGAUCAACGCGUUGUGA
Messenger RNA from Talaromyces stipitatus ATCC 10500, 720 nucleotides. RefSeq names its product bacterioferritin comigratory protein, putative. The record is from RefSeq and is a predicted model, not a curated record. Gene Ontology annotation, cellular component: cytoplasm. The coding region runs from base 1 to 720 and encodes 239 amino acids. Gene Ontology annotation, molecular function: thioredoxin peroxidase activity. The transcript is spliced from 2 exons. Lineage: Eukaryota; Fungi; Ascomycota; Eurotiomycetes; Eurotiales; Trichocomaceae. Gene Ontology annotation, biological process: cellular response to oxidative stress; cell redox homeostasis.